This is a messenger RNA of Panicum virgatum (switchgrass), 1869 nucleotides long. RefSeq lists its product as uncharacterized. Lineage: Eukaryota; Viridiplantae; Streptophyta; Magnoliopsida; Poales; Poaceae. The coding region runs from base 1232 to 1732 and encodes 166 amino acids. The transcript is spliced from 2 exons. The record is from RefSeq and is a predicted model, not a curated record. Gene Ontology annotation, molecular function: zinc ion binding.
CAUUGGAAGUUGUCAAUUGUCAGGUUGGCCUCGUCCUCAGGACUGCAAGGCUUAGAAUUCAGCUCUGUUUGCAAAUCUUUUUACUUUUCGUUUUGAGAUUGAAUUGGUCCAUGUGAAAUUCCUAUAUCUCGAGCAUGCCUUUAUUAUAGCUCGAACAGUCGAACUGCAGGAUCUCUUCAGUUUCUAUCCGUUCUCAAAUCGGUUGGUUCUUUUCGCUGUGUAUCUUUGUAUUGUCAGUUCAGGUGGAUCAAACUUGACUGUUUAGUCUAUAGCAGCAGGCCAGGAAUGUCGUUUGAGUAAGCCAAAUGGUUUCUAAAAGAGAUUGACCACUAAACUAAUGGACAUAAGACUUCGAAUUCUCAAAACAUUUAGGUGAAAUUGUUCUUAAGAAGGGGAACAUGAACACAGGAAAAAGGCUACAUAGAGCCCAGGACUUGUUGGAGGUUGAGUAUGUCCGGAGCAGUACCAGACUGAAAGCAAAUAUUCAGAAGUUCAGAACUGAACUCCUUCCUUCCCCUCGGCUCUCCCUCCUCCUCUAUCUCCCAUGCUGUACUUCUAGAGCUACUUCUGCAUUCAUCCACCUCCAGCCCUGUUAGGCUGAGCCAAUCAGCCGGUUGGAGCUGGCUGAAAGUACUGUAGCAAUAGGACUUUUACGAGGGGAGAUGCGCCGAGGGAAGUUGAGCCAAUCAGCGACCGCUGACACUGCACUGAGCACCAUGCGGAUCAUAUGCAACGGAAGCAAUAGCUACUGCACACCCAAGAGAACAACCCCAAAUCCAUGGGCGACGGGUGAAAAAUCACAAGCACUGAGGCACGGUUACGCCCGGCAGCAGAGCUCUCCGAGUCACCGGACGCGAACAAGCAGCAUCCCUGUGGCGCGACGUGCCAAAGCCGGCGGUCGGCAGACGCACGGCGUGUUAGGCGGUUAACCUAUGCGCGCGUCGGCAUCGUCCCAAACGCGCACGCGCCGUCCGGCCCCGCCCGUUUCCUUUCUUGUGCAGCCGAGUGCGCCGGCGCGGCGGCCGGUGGCUCGGCGCUUCCCGCGCCCGCAUCUGGAGCGAGCGACCAACCAGCGAGCGCCAUCCACGCGCCCCUCGCCUUCUUUUAUACCGCCCGCCUCCUCCCGUCCUCCGCUCCACCCGCCCGCCCAACACCCCCAUUGCCGUUGCCUCCGUCCGAAACAGCCGCGGCCGACGCGCGCGCGCGCUGGCCUGACCCCGACCCCCCGCGCAUGCGGCGGGACGCCGUCGCCGCCGCGCCCACGGCGGCCGGCGCCUCGCCGCCGAUCGCCGCCGCCGUGCUCCCGACGGGCGCGGUGGUCAUCGACGUCGUGGGGGCGCCGCCGCUGGCGGAGCCCCCUGGGGUGGGGUGCCGGAUCUGCCAACUCGGAUCCGAGGACGGCGGCGGGUCGGCGGCGCCAGGGUCCGAGGUGAUCCGGCUCGGCUGUUGCUGCAAGGACGAGCUCGGCGCCGCGCACCGGCAAUGCGCCGAGGCGUGGUUCAGGAUCAAGGGCGACAGGCGCUGCGAAAUAUGUGGUUCAGAUGCCAAAAACAUUACCGGGUUGGAAGUUAAAAAAUUCAUGGAGCAAUGGCAUGGCCGAAGAAUGGCAAACAUCCAAACAACAGAGAGGGAAAACCAUUGUUGGAGACAGCAGCCCUCCUGUAAUUUUCUGUUAGCAAGCUUACUGAUUAUUUUUAUGCUACCCUGGUUUCUCCGUGUAAAUUUGUUCUGAUUUUUGCGGCCACUAUUGGGUCAUGUGGAUUCACAGCUUGUCAACCUGGCUACCAUCCAAAGGAUGGAUCGUGUAGAUAUUUGUAGGCAGAACCACAGCACAGAUCCUGAAAAAUAUAUAUUUCAAAAUUUUCCAUA